GGAUAAAUCCAGACAACUGUGAGGUCCAGCCCUUGAAAAAAAACUUCAUGUGCUUUUUUCAGAGCAACUGCACAAGGACCAGGAGCACAGAGCAGACUCUGGCAAGGCUCCAUCCAGCAACAUGGCAAAGCAUGUUGCGUGUCUCCUGCUAGUCCUUACCCUGGCACGCUCAUCCCUUGCACGGCCAAAGCUCCUACUGUUUUUGCUUGAUGGGUUUCGACAUGAUUAUAUCUCCGAAGAAGCACUAGAGUCUUUGCCUGGCUUCAGAGAAGUUGUCAACAGGGGAGUGAAAGUGGAUUACCUAACCCCAGACUUUCCCAGUCUUUCUUAUCCAAACUAUUACACGCUGAUGACUGGUCGUCACUGUGAGGUCCAUCAAAUGACUGGAAACUACAUGUGGGACCCAGUGACAAAUGCAUCUUUUGACAUUGGCAUGAACCAAGAGAGCCUCCUGCCUCUUUGGUGGAAUGGAUCAGAGCCCUUGUGGGUCACAAUGACAAAAGCCAAGAAGAGAGUCUCUAUGUACUAUUGGCCUGGCUGUGAAGUUGAAAUCCUUGGAGUCAAACCUAACUAUUGUAUACCAUAUGAAAAUGUUCCAACAGAUGCCAAUUUCUCCAAUGCUGUAAAUAAUGCCAUUGAGUCUUUAAGCAACGGUGCAGCAGAUAUGGCAGCCAUUUACUAUGAACGCAUUGAUGUAGAAGGUCAUCAUUUCGGCCCUUCAUCUCGUCAGAGGAAGAAUGCUGUAAAAGCAGUGGAUAAUGUAUUGCUCAGGAUGUCUAAGCUUAUCAAGGACAAGGAUUUGCAGAAUGAUUUGAAUGUCAUUUUCUUUUCUGAUCAUGGGAUGACUGAUAUUUACUGGAUGGAAAAACUGAUUGAACUGAAAAACUGCAUCAACAUGAGUGAUGUUAUAAAAGUAAAGGACCGAGGGCCAGUUGUAAGCCUGUGGCCAGAGAAAGGCAAGAAGAGUGAGAUAUAUAAUAAAUUGAAAAAGGUGCCAUAUAUGAAAGUCUACAUGAAAGAGGAUAUCCCUGCUAGAUUUUAUUAUAAAAAAGGAAAAUUUGUCUCUCCUUUGACAUUGGUAGCUGAGGAAGGAUGGUUCAUUGUAGAGAGCAGAGAAUCACUUCCGUUUUGGGAUAAUGGCACUGGAAAAAGAGAAGCUUGGCAGAACGGAUGGCAUGGCUAUGAUAAUGAACUCAUGGAUAUGAGAGGGAUCUUCCUUGCAUAUGGACCAGAUUUCAAGUCUAACUUCAGAGCUGCACCAAUCAGAUCAGUUGAUGUUUAUAAUGUUAUGUGCAAAAUUGCCGGAAUCCCGCCACUGCCAAACAAUGGAUCCUGGUCGAGAGUGGCCUGCAUGUUGAAAGAUAAUGCUGAUUUGGCCUCGUUGUUCCAAUGGAGCAGCUCUGUGCUGGGACUAAUUCUGUUUGCAUUGUUUGUAUAACAGAUCUUGUAACGCCAGUCUCAGUACAAUGUCAGUCAGUGU
Messenger RNA from Candoia aspera, 1480 nucleotides. It is a transcript of the gene ENPP6, whose product is annotated as ectonucleotide pyrophosphatase/phosphodiesterase 6. Gene Ontology annotation, molecular function: glycerophosphodiester phosphodiesterase activity. NCBI's taxonomy places the organism in Eukaryota, Metazoa, Chordata, Lepidosauria, Squamata, Candoiidae. Gene Ontology annotation, biological process: choline metabolic process; lipid metabolic process. The transcript has 8 exons. Gene Ontology annotation, cellular component: plasma membrane. The record is from RefSeq and is a predicted model, not a curated record. Bases 122 to 1438 code for a protein of 438 amino acids.